AUGACCGGCGCUGCCCCCGCCCUCCUCCACCACCACGGAGUUUCAAGCAGAGGGACACUACCUGUCUAUCAUGGCAAUUGCAGAUUCGUCCCAGGAUCUUGUUUCCUCAGCAAAUCAACUAUUUUGGGACCAUUGACUGUGUCUUUGGUUUGUGGUGCUAGCCCCAACAACCAUAGACCAAGGAAUCCAGAUAUCUCACGACAACAGAAGAGGGGUUCAUCAUCAAGGGGGAAAAGCAAGCCAUUCCAAGAAAGGGACGACUCUGAGAAUAAUGAUGAAUUUGAUAGUGAUACAGUAUCCUCCAAAAAUGGACCACCUAUGUCUUUGACAAGCAACUCACGCCCCCAUGCAACAUCAGCUCCAGGGGAAAGGGAAAAGGAGAUUGUAGAGCUAUUUAAAAGGGUUCAAGCACAACUGCGAGCCAGGGGAAAAGGCAGGGAGGACAAGAAGCCUGAACCUGCAAAAUCUCAGGGUGAGAAGGGAAGUGUCGAUUCCCUUCUUAAUCUGCUCAGGAGACACUCGGUGGACCAAAAACGGAAGAGCAGCGAUGAGAAAGAACAGAAUUUUGAUCAGACAUGGAGAAGCAGUGAUUCUGGAAACAAGCAAAGUUCAAGGAUAUUUGGCACGAAGAACGACGUGCAGGAAGGGCAGAAGCCACCUCCUGCAACCUUCCAGAGACCGCCUUCAAGCUUCAGGCGAAGAUCUCCUGUCCCUGGGGUUAAGUUUCAGCUUGUUACCAAUCCAGAAGCUGGUGCCAAGCCUGUCGUCAAUGGCAUGACCGAUGCUGUGCUGAAAGCCAAGACGCCACUGGAGGAGGAGACUGCUCAAGAUGAACCUGAUUCAGUCUCCCCGUACGAACCCGACUCUGUGCUAGCACCAGAAGACGCAUCUUUGGAUGACUUUGUUGUUUCAGAUGAUGAGUCAGACGUGCUGGAUGCCGAUGAACCUGAAGAUUAUCUGGAACCGUUGGAUGAUGUCGACGACAUUCCAGAUAGCAGCGCAUCCCUUGAUGACAGUCUGGAAGGUAGUCCUUCCGCGGAAGCUUCCGACCUGAGCUCGCUCAAGGUCACGGAGCUGAGAGAGCUGGCGAAGUCUCGAGGACUCAGGGGCUACUCGAAGAUGAAGAAGGGCGACCUGGUCGCACUACUGAGCGACGCGUCCUGA
This is a messenger RNA of Triticum turgidum subsp. durum (durum wheat), 1164 nucleotides long. Lineage: Eukaryota; Viridiplantae; Streptophyta; Magnoliopsida; Poales; Poaceae. The record is from the annotation of a GenBank genome assembly.